UGGCAAUGCAGCACGCUCCUCCCAGAGGCCGACGUUGAGGGAGAGGCGCCGCGAUUUCAAAUUCCGUAGCGUUAUGCUCAGACUCCUCAACUCCUCCCUGGCCUGGACUUCGCGAAGCAGUCCCUCGGGCGAAGACGAUCUUCCCAGCAGGCUUCAGUGAGGUAGCUGUGCCAGGCAAAGGCUGCACUGUGGAGAUGUGAGAGAACCGUCCUGCAGAGGUAGCCAGGAGCGACAUCCUUGACAUCAGGGGCACAGGUCUCUGAGAGGAAGUCUGUGCACUUUUCCUGGAGGCAUUAGAAGGGUGUCUAAAAAGCGAAAUAAUCCCAGGACCAUGGCUAAUAAAACCCAGGAAGAUGGUGGCAUCCAUUUCCCUUUUCCCUUCACACCCUAUUCCAUCCAGAAAGACUUCAUGGCUGAGCUCUAUCGGGUGUUGGACGCUGGCAAGAUUGGAAUAUUUGAGAGUCCAACUGGCACUGUCCUCAUAUCUUUGUUGUGUCUUCAGCUACCAUCACAUUCUGACCCUGUCUGCAUCUCACCUCUGGGAAAAUCUUUAAGUCUGAUUUGUGGGGCCCUUUCCUGGCUCCGUGACUUUGAACAGAAGAAACAUAAAGAAGAAGCACGUCUCCUUGAAACUGGAACUGUCCCCUUAAGUGAUGGGAAGGAUCAGCCCCCAUUUCUUUCAUCCUCCUGCAAAGAGACCCCAGACACCCUGAGGCCUGCCGGAGAGCCUGACUGGGUGACUCAGUUUGUGCAGAAGAAAGAAGAAAGGGACCUGGUGGACCGGCUGAAGGAGGAGCAGGUCAGGCGGAAGAAGCGAGAAGAGCGCCUGCAGCAGAUCCGUCACAAUGCACAGCUCAAGUAUGCAGCCAAGCGCAUGAGACGGGAAGAAGAAGAAAUGGAGCGUCUCCUCCACCUCAGCAGGGAGAUGCUAGCAGAAGGAACAGGGACCGAGCCCCUAGAGCAGCUGGUAUGUGGGGACGAGGAGCUGGUCCUUGCCGAGUACGAGAGCGAUGAGGAGAAGGGAGCAGCUCGUGGAGUGGACGAGGAGGAGGAGGAGGAGGACCUGGAGGAAGAACACGUAACUAAGAUUUACUACUGCAGUCGGACGCACUCCCAGCUGGCCCAGUUUGUGCACGAGGUGCAGAGAAGCCCCUUUGGCAAGGACACCCGGCUUGUCUCCCUCGGCUCUCGGCAGAAUCUUUGUAUAAAUGAAGAUGUGAAAAACCUGGGUUCUGCGCAGCUUAUCAAUGACCGCUGCAUGGAGAUGCAGAGAAGUAAACACGAGAAGAGCAGAGCUGAGGAUGAGAAGCCCAAGAGGAGAAGGCAGGAGCACCAGGCCGCAUGCCCCUUCUACAGCUAUGAGCAGCUGCAGCUCCUCCGAGAUGAGGUCCUGGUGGGGGUGAAGGACAUCGAGCAGCUGGUGUCCCUGGGGAAGGAGGCUCGGGCCUGUCCCUAUUACGGGAGCCGGUUUGCCAUUCCAGCAGCCCAGCUCGUGGUGCUGCCCUACCAGAUGCUGCUGCACGGGGCCACCCGCCAGGCCGCAGGGAUCCGGCUGCAGGGACAGGUGGUAGUCAUUGACGAGGCUCACAACCUGAUUGACACCAUCACGGGCAUCUACAGUGCAGAGGUCAGCGGUUCCCAGUUCUGCCAGGCCCAUUCCCAGUUGCUCCAGUAUAUGGAACGAUAUGGGAAGCGUCUGAAGGCCAAGAACUUGAUGUACAUCAAACAGCUCCUGUAUCUGUUGGAGCAGUUUGUGACUGUGUUGGGAGGAAACAUUAAGCAAAAUCCCAACACACAGAGCCUUUCGCAAACAGGGACAGAGCUGAAGACCAUCAAUGACUUUCUCUUUCAGAGCCAGAUCGACAACAUCAACUUGUUCAAGGUGCGGCGCUACUGUGAAAAGAGCAUGGUCAGCAGAAAGCUCUUUGGCUUCACAGAAAGGUAUGGCACGGUCCUUGCAUCCUCCAGGGAGCAGUCCAGACUGGCUGGGUUCCAGCACUUCCUACAGAGCCUGCAGCCCGCAUUGACCGAGAAUGAGUCAAGAGGGGGAGACAGGGCUGCAGCUCCCGUGCCCCACGGAGAUGAGGGAGAGGCCAGGGUGCCACGGUCUGCUUCCCCGCUGAUGCACAUCGAAGGCUUCCUUGCAGCCCUCACCACUGCCAACCAGGAUGGCAGGGUCAUCCUGAACCGCCAAGGAAGUCUUAGUCAGAGCAGCCUCAAAUUCCUGCUCCUGAAUCCAGCCGUGCACUUUGCCCAAGUGGUGAAGGAAUGCCGGGCAGUGGUCAUUGCAGGCGGCACCAUGCAGCCGGUGUCUGACUUUCGGGAGCAGCUGCUGGCAUGUGCUGGGGUAGAAGCUGAGCGAGUGGUGGAGUUUUCCUGUGGUCACGUGAUCCCUCCAGACAACAUCCUGCCCCUCGUCAUCUGCAGCGGGCCCUCCAGCCAGCAGUUGGAGUUCACAUACCAGAAGAGAGAACUGCCUCAGAUGAUGGAUGAGACGGGUCGUAUUCUCUAUAACCUGUGCAAUGUGGUCCCUGGAGGGGUGGUCUGUUUCUUCCCCUCCUAUGAGUACCAACGCCAGGUCCAUGCCCACUGGGAUAAGAGUGGUCUGCUGGCCCGCCUGGCUGUCAGGAAAAAGAUAUUUCAGGAACCCAAGAGAGCGAACCAGGUGGAGCAGGUGCUGCUGGAGUAUUCCAGGUGCAUUAAGUGCUGUGGCCAUGCGGGAGGCACAGUGACAGGUGCUCUGCUCCUCUCCGUGGUUGGAGGAAAGAUGAGUGAAGGCAUUAACUUCUCUGACGACCUUGGCCGGUGUGUAGUUAUGGUAGGCAUGCCCUACCCCAACAUCAAGUCUCCAGAGCUACAAGAGAAGAUGGCCUACCUGGAUCAGACUCUUCCCAGAAUCCCAGGUCAGCCCCCACCAGGGAAGGCUUUGGUGGAGAAUCUGUGUAUGAAGGCUGUCAACCAAUCUAUAGGCAGGGCCAUCAGGCACCAGAAGGAUUUUGCCAGCAUAGUGCUCCUGGAUCACCGGUAUGCCCGCCCACCUAUCCUGGGAAAGCUGCCAGCCUGGAUCCGAGACCGCGUAGAGGUCAAAGCCACCUUUGGCCCUGCCUUUGCUGCUAUGAGGAAGUUUCACCGCGAGAGGCCUGGCCCCUCCUGAUGGAUGACCCACCACCGCCUGAGUGCCAGGCUCUUCCUUCCCACUGCCCACUUGAAGUGUUGGGGAGUGUGGGGAGCCAGCCUAAGAAGGUGAUACCCAGGUGGAGACCAGACCAACCCCUUUCUGGAGUCAGUGGGCUGCCAGGACUGGGCACAGGUAGAAAAACCAGUAGGAGAAAAAUCGAGUCGAUCUGAAGAAACAGUGGGUCCUGGCCAUCCUCGGGCCCACCCCGGGGCAGUUGUUCCCCUCCCUGGAAUUGAAUGUUUGUCCAUGCAGCAUGGCCCAGAGUCAAGCUUCCUGCCCUGUUCAACUGCACUAUCUCUGGCCUAGCAGUCUCUCAGUGGCCACCUUCUCAGGCAGGCCCUCCUGCCUUUCCCCCCUUCUGGCUACAGUUAGCUGUUCUAGACCUUCACCCUCUCUUCAAAACUAAGAAUUUUCCCUAUUUCCAGCUUCCUGGUGCCCAUAGGGCUCUUUCUGCACCCCUCAACCCUACCUUCUUUCUCUAUGUUGUUAAGAACUGGGAAGGGGCGCCUGGGUGGCUCAGUUAAGCAUCUGACUUUGGCUCAGGUCAUGAUCUCGCGGUCCGUGAGUUCAAGCCCCAUGUCAGGCUCUGUGCUGACAGCUC
Prionailurus viverrinus (fishing cat) is the source of this 3779-nucleotide messenger RNA. It is a transcript of the gene DDX11, whose product is annotated as DEAD/H-box helicase 11. Bases 332 to 3154 code for a protein of 940 amino acids. Gene Ontology annotation, biological process: nucleobase-containing compound metabolic process; establishment of sister chromatid cohesion. The transcript is spliced from 29 exons. Gene Ontology annotation, cellular component: nucleus. Gene Ontology annotation, molecular function: ATP binding; DNA helicase activity; DNA binding. NCBI's taxonomy places the organism in Eukaryota, Metazoa, Chordata, Mammalia, Carnivora, Felidae. The record is from RefSeq and is a predicted model, not a curated record.